AGCUCUGCAGACGGAAGCGGCUGGCUCGCCGGAACGGUCACAUCCCGCCGCAGGGGCCCCAGGAGACAGCCGCGCAGCCUCCCGCGCCGGGGGACCCAGGCCCGCGGCUCGCCCAGCGCCCCUCGCUCACCCACAGACUACGCCGCCGUCGCGAGCUCUGGGGGCCCCGCAGCCCCGCAACCCGCGCCCGCUACGCCUCCGCCCUCUGCCCGCUGCUCGGCCUCGUGCUACCCGCCUCGCCGGGCCCGCGCCGGGAUGGGGUAGGGGCAGCACCACCAACUCGGGCGAUGGGUCGCCCACUGGGCACCGAGCAGCCCCCCGAGGCCUGACCGACCGCGAGGACCGGCGGAGGAGCCCCGCCUGGAUGUCCAGCGGAUGUCCCAGUGCCUCCUAGCGGACUCGGUGGGGACCAUGGCUACGCUGACGCCCCUCUCCCCGUACCUAAGCCCCACGGUCCUCCUGCUGGUCAGCUGUGACCUGGGCUUCGUGCGAGCAGACCGGCCUCCAUCUCCUGUGAAUGUGACAGUCACUCACCUCAGAGCCAACUCGGCCACUGUGUCCUGGGACGUCCCAGAAGGCAACAUCGUCAUUGGCUACUCCAUUUCCCAGCAACGACAGAAUGGCCCCGGACAGCGUGUGAUCCGGGAGGUGAACACCACCACUCGCGCCUGUGCCCUCUGGGGCCUGGCUGAAGACAGUGACUACACAGUGCAGGUCAGGAGCAUCGGCCUUCGGGGAGAGAGCCCCCCAGGGCCCCGCGUGCACUUUCGAACACUCAAGGGUUCUGACCGGCUGCCUUCAAACAGCUCGAGCCCAGGUGACAUCACAGUGGAGGGUCUGGAUGGAGAGCGACCGUUACAGACAGGGGAAGUGGUCAUCAUCGUGGUGGUGUUGCUGAUGUGGGCCGCUGUAAUCGGGCUGUUCUGCCGUCAGUAUGAUAUCAUCAAGGACAAUGACUCCAACAACAACCCCAAGGAAAAGGGCAAGGGGCCAGAGCACAGUCCUCAGGGAAGGCCAGUGGGGACCAGACAGAAAAAGUCACCAUCCAUCAAUACCAUAGACGUAUGAGUGAAGACACAGAACCAGAAGAGAGAUGCCCUAACAACCUGGGGAUGGGGAUGGGGUCAGGGAGAGCCUAAGAUGGUGAUCUGCCCAAGACUGAAGGAUCCCACAGUCUCCCAGAAGAUAAUGACACUCCCACACUCUCAGGCCUGGUACCCAUCCUCUUUCCACUGUGAACAGGGCUAGAAGGUAGGUAUGCUAGGGUCUGUGCCCCUGGACCUGGGGAGUGGCUCUCAGAUGGGAUGUGUCUUUCCAUCCCCCAGGUCCAGGGGAGAAUCACUUGUUCAACCCUAUCCCAUUAGGUCCCAAGUGGGGCCCCAAUUUCACCUGCAUCAGGACUCUCAGCAUCCCCAGCUGCCCCCACAUUUUGCCUCUGGGUCUCAGUGAGGGGUUUUUGUGGGUACGCCCCCUCCCCCAGCAAAUAAAAAAAGACAGACACUGCACUGCACUACUCCAAUGUCUUCCAUGGAGCCUCAGGUGCUCCCCCUCUUACCUGGCAGCACCCCCAGCUGCUGGUGAUCUCACCCCUUGGACAUUUUCCAAUAAAGGUUUUGGGCAAACUGGAGCUGACUGUACAGUAUACUGUAUACUAUGCUGAAGGCAUUUCCACACCUUCUCUCCUCUCACUACAAGGGCCCCUCAUUCCACCACCAACUUGACAGGAGCAAACUCUCACUGUAAGGUGUUUGCUUUGAUUCUCCAGCCUGCAAUGGGUGUAAGGAGGUUAGAAAGGGGUACAGAAAACUGGAGCCCUGGUUACUUUUGCUUUGUUGGGUUAGAAAGGGGAGAAGGAAAGAAGAGGAUAUAAAUUCUUCCUGCACUAGUGGAAACUAAUGUUAGUCACAUGAGAGGGCCAGUAGCCUUUUUUGAUCUUCACAUCAGCAGCCCGGCUCCUCGCCAUUUAUUCUUCUGACUCCUCCAUCCACCCCGAGCUCAUUUUCAGAAAAGGACUGAACAGUGUCUUGGGACAGAUGAAAGAGCAGCUACACUAAUGGAUCCCUCAGUGCCAUGUGCUCCUCCCGUGCGUUCCUGUGCCUAUUCCUCCAUGCCUUUGCCUUCCCUUUUGUCUCUGUUUCUGUUCAU
Messenger RNA from Phyllostomus hastatus (greater spear-nosed bat), 2145 nucleotides. RefSeq names its product fibronectin type III domain containing 4 (gene FNDC4). The transcript has 7 exons. Lineage: Eukaryota; Metazoa; Chordata; Mammalia; Chiroptera; Phyllostomidae. The coding region runs from base 376 to 1068 and encodes 230 amino acids. Gene Ontology annotation, molecular function: protein binding. The record is from RefSeq and is a predicted model, not a curated record.